AUGGCUCAAAAAAAUCAAAUAGCCAAUCAGUCAACUGUGAAAGAGUUUCUUCUGAUGGCAUUUUCUGAUGACCGUGACAUGCAAAUUCUGCAUUUUGCAAUUUUUCUCUCCACUUAUUUCUUGGCUCUAGUAGGAAACUGUCUCAUUGUUGUAGCUGUGAUCUUGAACUGUCACCUCCACACUCCUAUGUACUUUUUCUUGGUGAAUUUAUCACUGAUAGAUACCUGUAUCAUCUCUACCAUUGUCCCUAAAUCCAUGGCCAUUUCCUUGACAAACAACACACAGAUUUCUUUCUCUGGAUGUGUCACACAGGUCUUCAUUGUUGUCAUGUGCGUCACUGCAGAGGUUGUCACCCUCAGUGUCAUGGCUUACGACCGCUAUGUAGCCAUCUGCCAUCCUCUACAGUAUAGAUUAAUCAUGAAUUGGGAUGCCUGUGCUCAGAUGGCAGCUGCUUCCUGGAUCAGCAGUGUGAUGCACGCAGUGUUAGAAACCGGUGUCACCUUCAGGUUGAGCUUCUGUGCAUCCAAUAUUAUUGAGCAGUUUUUCUGUGAUAUCCCUCAGCUACAAAAGAUCUCUUGCACGGAUACAAAGGUUAAUGAACAAUUGAUUCUCAUUCUUGGGAUUAUAGUUGAUUCCUUCAUGUUUGUGUUCAUCUUUGUUUCCUAUGGCUACAUCUUCUCUGCAGUCCUGAAGAUUCCAUCUGUUCAAGGCAGACACAAAGCCUUCUCCACCUGCACUCCCCACCUGGCUGUCUUUUCUUUAUUUAUCAUCACUGCCGUCUUUUCCUACAUGAGACCCAAAGCACUUUCCUCUCCAACCCUGGAUUUGAUCUUUGCUGUUGUGUAUACUGUUCUACCACCAGUCCUGAAUCCAAUCAUUUAUAGCCUCAGGAACAAGGAUAUCCAAGAGGGUAUGUGGAAAAUACCCCACAAAAUUAAGAAACUCAUUGAAUGA
This is a messenger RNA of Eublepharis macularius, 954 nucleotides long. Its product is annotated as olfactory receptor 14A16-like. Gene Ontology annotation, biological process: G protein-coupled receptor signaling pathway. Gene Ontology annotation, cellular component: membrane. The record is from RefSeq and is a predicted model, not a curated record. The transcript has a single exon. The coding region runs from base 1 to 954 and encodes 317 amino acids. Lineage: Eukaryota; Metazoa; Chordata; Lepidosauria; Squamata; Eublepharidae. Gene Ontology annotation, molecular function: G protein-coupled receptor activity; odorant binding; olfactory receptor activity.